AUGCGUGAAACACACUGCAUCGAACUAGAGGAAGAGGACGAGGAACUUGUGUGGCAAGCUCAGCGCGCGGAAGCCGAGAGCGAGUAUCUCGCGUCUGUGGCACAGCUUUCGCGCCAAAAUGAAGCGGCGGCUCAGUACAUUCGUGGAGUGGAGCCGUUGAAAUGGUGCUUGUAUCCGUACUUGGCCAUUCGACAGAUGUACGGGUGGCAGACUACG
This is a messenger RNA of Phytophthora sojae, 216 nucleotides long. RefSeq lists its product as hypothetical. The annotation marks the transcript as partial. Lineage: Eukaryota; Oomycota; Peronosporomycetes; Peronosporales; Peronosporaceae. The record is from RefSeq and is a predicted model, not a curated record. The transcript has a single exon.